Messenger RNA from Galendromus occidentalis (western predatory mite), 1542 nucleotides. Its product is annotated as acid phosphatase type 7. Bases 44 to 1432 code for a protein of 462 amino acids. The transcript is spliced from 8 exons. The record is from RefSeq and is a predicted model, not a curated record. NCBI's taxonomy places the organism in Eukaryota, Metazoa, Arthropoda, Arachnida, Mesostigmata, Phytoseiidae. Gene Ontology annotation, molecular function: metal ion binding; acid phosphatase activity.
CAGCAGUCCUCAUUCCAACGAGAGUAACGGUGCCGUCUGUCUAAUGUUUUCUCGCAAGAUGUGGAUGCCCGGGCUGUGUUUGUUGCUUUCCGUCUCGGCUACGGUCGCGGCUCUGACGGACUAUGAUGACGAAGAUUAUCCGCAGCCCGAACAGAUCCAUCUUAGUCUCGGAGCCGACGAAACUCAGAUGAUCGUCACAUGGGUCACUCAGGCGCCGACAAACCAUUCUGUCGUGGAGUACGGACUCUCGGGCGGCAGUGGACUUAAAUUCACCCGCAGAGCGUCCGGCUACAGCACUCUUUACCAGGACUUUGGUAGCGAGCGGCGCAAACUUUACAUUCACAGGGCCGUCUUGAAGAAACUCAUACCCGGAGCCAUGUACUAUUAUCACUGCGGCGAUCCUCUUGACGGAUGGAGUGCGGUUUACUGGUUCAGAGCGCUUCCGAACGACGCGAACUUCAAGCCUUCCUUCCUGAUAUACGGGGACAUGGGGAACAAGAACGGGCGGGCCAUCGCCCUGCUCCAAUCUGAGGUACAAAACGGAAAAGCGGACAUUGUUCUCCAUGUGGGCGAUCUCGCCUAUGAUAUGGCUGACGACAAUGGGAGGAGAGGAGACGAGUUCAUGCGGCAAAUAGAGCCGAUCGCUGCUUAUGUCCCGUACCAGGUCUGCCCGGGCAAUCACGAAUACCACUACAACUUCUCUAAUUACGACGCGAGGUUCUCGAUGUACAACAGACAGAGAAAGGCCAUAAAUAACCAUUAUCAUUCCUUCAACGUCGGUCCCGUGCAUAUCGUCUCGAUAUCGGCGGAAUUCUACUUUUUCCUGCAUUUUGGAUUUGAACAAAUCAAAUAUCAGUUCGACUGGCUGGUUCAAGAUCUCACGGAGGCGAACGAGCAGGAGAACCGCGAGAAACGUCCGUGGAUCUUCCUAAUGGCUCAUCGACCGAUGUACUGCACGAACCUUGGCAAUGGGGACUGCGAUAGAAUCAAUAGCAUCAUACGGACCGGGAUGCCCUUCACGAAUAAUUUCGCUUUGGAACCUCUCCUCAAAAAGUUCGGUGUCGACAUCAUGUGGACGGGACACCAACACUCGUACGAAAGACUCUGGCCGGUAUUCAAUGCCACCGUCCAGAACAACAAAUCGGAACCAUACAGCAACCCUGAUGCUCCAAUCCACAUAGUGACAGGAUCACCGGGCUGCGAAGAGAAUCUGAGUCCUUUCGGAGAUGAUCCACUGAACGUCAGUGCGUUCCGAUCAUCGGAUGUGUACACCUUUUCACGCCUGAGCGUCGUCCGGAAGACGCAACUAUUGUUCCAACAAGUCGCGGUGCCAGAGGGACGCGUCCUAGAUGAAAUCGUCAUAGUCAAAGAUACCGCGUAUCCGACGUGGCAGGACCCAGACAUGGCUCUGGAUGCAAGCGUCGUUCAGUGACAGAGAGAUCAAGCGUUUUUCUGUCGAAAGUUUCCGAUCCAGGUAACCUGCCGGUCUCACAAAGUUUCUCUUGUCAUUCCCUCUAGAAUAAAGAAUCGUGUUUCGAUAUU